CUUUAUAUUUGUACACUCACUUACACGCGCUCUGGGAAGGAAUUACUCUAUACCUUGCCUUACUCUCACUCAAAAUGGCUUUUAGAUCCUCAGCUUACUGGAAAUCUUUGUCGAAUCGUCUACGAGGAAGUUCGAAUUUUACGACGUCGACUUCUCCAAAAAUGAAAGCAUAUUCUCCCGCAAUUGAUAUGCUCAACUCUCCAACCAUCAAAUCGAAGGCGGCGAAGGGGGGUUUUGUGCCGGUUUUUGUGGCGGUGGGGAUGAUAGCGACGUCGGUGGGUUUUGGAAUAUACACAGCACUGCACCAACUAGCGAGGGCUCCUAAUGUAUUUGUGAAGAAGUCGAAAAGGGAAACUAUACCGGAGGUGGUGGAGCCGGAGCACGUGGUGGAGGAAACCGAUAGGUUUAUCAAAAAAUCGUUCUUCCGAAAGGUUGCCCAUGUGCAGGACUCCGAUCGCCAUGAAAUCAUGCCAGAUCCCAUUCGAGGGGAUAUAUUUACCAGGCGUCCUAGAGUGGAGACAUUGAAAGAUGUGGGAGUUGAUCCUAAGGUGCAGUGACUUCAAGACGGUCGAACAUUUCUCAAUGUACAUAGUUCAAAACCUAAUAAAUGAAUUUCUGAUGCGGAGCUUUGUGCCAUCCCAACUAAAUACCCUGAAAUUAUGACCCUAUAUUAGUGUGUGUAUUAUUUUUAGUGUAUAGAUGUGUGUAAUAUAGUUUUUCAAGUGUGUUACUUUUUUCACGUUAUUUACCUUUGCUAGUUUUUUACGA
Messenger RNA from Olea europaea var. sylvestris, 768 nucleotides. RefSeq lists its product as uncharacterized. The record is from RefSeq and is a predicted model, not a curated record. The transcript is spliced from 4 exons. Lineage: Eukaryota; Viridiplantae; Streptophyta; Magnoliopsida; Lamiales; Oleaceae. Bases 75 to 557 code for a protein of 160 amino acids.